Molecule: messenger RNA, 671 nt
Organism: Actinia tenebrosa (Australian red waratah sea anemone)
Lineage: Eukaryota; Metazoa; Cnidaria; Anthozoa; Actiniaria; Actiniidae
Molecular function (GO): protein binding
Source: RefSeq, a predicted model, not a curated record
AUGGAAAACAUCGGAGAAGAAGUUUUGGUUCAUAUUUUUAGCUAUUUUGACGUGAAAACUCUAUGUAUUGCAAGUGAAGUCUGCCAUCAGUGGUAUGGUACUGCUAAUAUUAGUGGCUUGUGGAAAUCGCUCUGUGGAAUUCGUUGUAAAAAGGAAAAUCGUCCUUGCCAUUUGGGAAGAGCGGAUUCAUGGAAAGAACGCUUUAUCCAGCUCUAUUCUGGAAGAAUUACUUCUAGAAAGAGAGUAAAAGAGACUCUAAUGCCUUCUUUUGAAGAGUUAAGGAAAGCUUUGAUUCCGGCAAAUGGACGUUUUAUGGAGUUUCGUGUGAAAAAACGCCAAGGAAUUCGUGAAUUUAUACAAAGCAAGGGUCUCGACUACGUCGUAGGGAAUGCAUUUUACCAACAUACCAAGACUGAAACAAUAAGCUUUAAGAAGAAAAUAGUUCUUAAAAGUAAAGAAAAUGGAGCCAUUUAUGAAGGUGGACAAGCAGCGAGGGAUAUGGUUGGCCUAAGAAAGGGCUCACAAGAUUGGAAUAUUCAUCCACAGACCUUAAAUAAACAGGCUACGAAAGACUUUGUCGUGUUCAUACAAAGUACGUMUGUUAAUAGAGCUUUAGUUCCAAAAACAUCAGUGCUUUACGAGCAAUAACAGAGAUUUUUGAAUUUAGAGGA